Molecule: messenger RNA, 1609 nt
Organism: Helicoverpa zea (corn earworm)
Lineage: Eukaryota; Metazoa; Arthropoda; Insecta; Lepidoptera; Noctuidae
Exons: 1
Coding region: 360-1271 (303 amino acids)
Biological process (GO): DNA recombination; DNA integration
Molecular function (GO): DNA binding
Source: RefSeq, a predicted model, not a curated record
AAAUAUGUAUCUUGGCACAGAGACCCCGACGCAUACGUUAUAGAUGCCUUUACAAUAUCGUGGUCAUCCUUUUAUUUCUACUGUUUUCCACCAUUCGCUAUGAUAUUAAAAGCGUUGCGGAAAAUUAUUGAUGACAAAGGUGAGGGUAUUAUGGUAGUGCCUUUAUGGCGGACACAACCUUGGUACCCUCUUUACAUGAGCCUCUUGAUAUCGGACCCCUUAAUUCUGCAACCAUCUAAUGACCUGAUUAUCUCUCAUUCCAGCAAUCGAGAUGUGCACCAGAAAAUUACCCUGGUUGCCGGGAUAUUAUCAGCUCGUCAUUGUUAAGAAGAAACGUUCCUCCUGCCUCGGUACCGAUUAUGUUAGCUUCACUUGCAGGCAGUUCUCUCAAACAAUAUGAUGUUUGUCUUAAAAAAUGGUUUUUAUUCUGCAAAGUAAAUAAUUUUGAUAUUUAUGAAGCUUCCGUCCCUACGGUUAUAAAAUUCCUUACGCAGAUAUACGAGUCGGGUGCAAAAUAUGCAACCAUAAAUAGUUAUAGAUCAGCACUGUCAUUGAUUCUUGGGCAGGACUUGGGUAACAAUGAUUGUAUAAAACGUUUUUGCAAAGGUAUCUUUAGACUCCGUCCACCUUUACCCAAGUAUGAUACAACCUGGGACGUAUCUGUAGUUUUAAAUUUUUUAGCUACAUUGUAUCCAAAUGAAUCGCAGAAUUUAGAUAAACUAUCCAAAAAAUUAGCUACCCUUCUGGCGCUAACAACUGCCCAUAGAGUGCAAACACUUUCAAAAAUAAAUAUUGAUAAUAUAGAAAUAUUUGCCACCAAAGUCAGUAUCAAAAUUCCUGAUCUAAUUAAAACAUCCCGUCCUGGCGCAGCUCAGCCCGAGCUUAUAUUACCAUUUUUUCGCGAAAGACCAGAAAUCUGCCCUGUUAGUGCCCUAGGUUGCUUUCUUGAGUUAACCAAGGACUUACGUAAAACUAAAAACCUUUUUAUUAGUAUUAAUAAGCCUCAUAAAUCAGUUACCUCACAGACGUUAAGUCGGUGGAUUAAGUCGAUUUUAGGUACUUGUGGAAUUGAUGUGACUACCUUCAGUGCUCACAGUACAAGACACGCAUCCACAUCAAAGGCAUAUAAGACUGGAGUUAACCUAGAUCUUAUAAGAAAAACAGCAGGUUGGAGUAAUUAUUCAACCUUUGCUAGAUUCUAUAAUCGAAAUGUAAACGAAAUUGAUAAACAAGAUGAUUCUUUUGCCCGAGGUGUUCUGUUAAAUGAUUAAGCUAAAAUAAUUAGAAUUAAGUACGAAAAAUGAUUAUACCUUGAUAAUUCAAUAAAAGCGAUUAUUUAUCAUUAUCACCUUUUAAUUCCGUUGAUAUUUUCCCAACUUACUCUCAACAUCUACAUGUGAUCUAAUAUAGAAGUACAAAACCCGAAGUAUAAUUAAUGAUUAAACGAACUUACCUUAAGUGAAGUUCUAUCAUAAUUAUAUGAGGGUUUUGUACGAAUAUAUUAGAACCCACCCUCCCAUAUUUCUACCCCAGGAAAAUAUCAACAUUGGACGAAACAUACUCUCAACUAAAUGAGGACAGCAAGACAGUAGAGCGGGUAAGAAUGAAC